This is a messenger RNA of Nematostella vectensis (starlet sea anemone), 1115 nucleotides long. RefSeq lists its product as uncharacterized. Lineage: Eukaryota; Metazoa; Cnidaria; Anthozoa; Actiniaria; Edwardsiidae. Bases 93 to 740 code for a protein of 215 amino acids. The transcript is spliced from 2 exons. The record is from RefSeq and is a predicted model, not a curated record.
GGUACAAAAGAAGUGCAUCGCCAAAAGGAAAUUCCCUCUCCUUCAAGAGAGCCAGGGAAAUCGCCCACACUGAGGAGGCGACACGGCUACAAAUGAACGACAUGAGCAACCCCCAGAAUCAGAGAGAGGUAAACUCCACCCAGAACAACAACAAAGCUAGAAAGCAACGAAAAGUGGCAGAAACCAGCACUAAUGAAAAUAGCCCAAGCGGAAUUGAAAGCAUCUUCCAGCUAGAAAACCGCAACCGCGUAACGACGGAAUUGCAGUUAACUUCCAAACCACACCACAAAAAUACCAUCCCUAUUGUAUGUAGAAUUGAUACUGGCGCAGAACCCAACGUCAUUGCAAAGAAGGACAUUGAGUGCCUUUUCCCGAAAAAAAAAGGACAGCUGGAGAAACCUGGCUGCAAAAUCAUGUCCUACGGUGGACAUGAAAUCUCGAACCUGGGGCAGUGUCAAUUGUAUGUGCACCACAAGGGUCAAGUUAAAGAAAUAACAUUCAAUGUUACUGAAGUAUCAGGUCCUGCCAUAAUUGGCUGCAAGACAUGUGAUGAUCUCGAGCUAGUGAAGUACAACCUUAACCUUGACAAAGCCCCCAAGGCCCAAUCCCAUAGUCAACAUGACAACAUGCACACCCCACUCACUAAGGGAAAAUUAGUGAACAGCUACAAAGAUCGUUUUGAGGGACGAGGAGGCAAAGAGGGAGAUCAUCGGCUUUACACCACGACAACUUGUGGAUAAGAUUCGCACAGAGCGCAGAAAGAUUAAACGUGAUCUAGACAAGAAAAAAUUUGCUCGUCAUUAAGAACACUGACUUUUAGGCUGUCACCAUGCUGACAAGCCAUUUUGUUACAAUCAUGGCGUUGAUUUUAUGACUUAAAUGUAAGUUGUGUAUUCCAGCUUCUGUUUUCCAGAAAAGCCAUUUGUUGAUACCUCGUUUCAAGAAACAACAUUUCAAUUUGUUAAUCGAGCAAGCAAUAUUUCUUGUAUUAUUGUAUUUGUUUAUUUUAUGACUUGAACAACUCAUAUGUUAAGCCCCCUUUUCAAGGGCUUCGAUGCUUUAUUGUUAAGAAGAGACAACCUUGCAGAACUCAGAAUAAACAUAAUAGUUUAUCA